AUGAUCCAACCUCAAUGCCAGUGUAACCUAAGUGGCACAAUUUAUGACUUUUGCUACCAUCUACCGCCGAAACCACACGUUAUUGGAAGACGAUUCGAUUGCGCAAAUGCCGCACACCUGAAGUACCUAGGUCUCCUAUCAGCAGAGUAUGCCCUUCAUGUGAAGAAGGAUGAGUUUCCAGAGCAUGUGUUCGUUACGGCAAUGUCUGACAAUCAUUUCAAAGAAGGACUAACACUCAUAGCGAACAUACGGGAACUAUGGCCACAAAGGAAAAACCUAGUCUAUGAUUUGGGUCUGCCCCCAAAAUACGUUAAGGAGCUGCAGAUGACCUUGAAGGAAUUUGGAGCGGUUUGGUACAUGGACACUUCGAUACGGCGGAGAAAGGAUCGUCUCGAUCAAGUAUAUGAUGAAAUACGGUGUCGGAGGGAUCACGAUUGGCCAGAAUAUGACCAAUCAGUAAUCAACUUUCUACUCGCCAAUGCUUACGGGUACAAUGCAAAGAACUAUGUUAGCUGCCUUGGAUUUGAAGGAGCUAUUGUUAAUCGAACAGCAUCGGAUUCAUAG
Molecule: messenger RNA, 564 nt
Organism: Haemonchus placei
Lineage: Eukaryota; Metazoa; Nematoda; Chromadorea; Rhabditida; Trichostrongylidae
Source: the annotation of a GenBank genome assembly